GUGGGCGCCUCGGCUAAUGGCGUCGGCGAGUCUGGGGAGUCUGGGGAGCCAGCGCUGAAGGUUCUUGCCAGGUUGGCUGGUGACGCCCGGUGUGGCGGGGCCCCGCUGCCGUGGGACGGACGUGCCCACCUUGUGGGCUCCCGGGCCAGCGCUGGCGGAGCCUAGCGAGACUGGGCGACUGCGGGGGCGCCUCCGAGAGGAGCCGGGGGUGUUAGAAAGAGGCUGCGGGGGGCGCUCGGGCACGCUCCGGGUUCGCAGCCCAGGCCCGGCAGAGCCCCUGCGGAGCCCAAGAGGCGGGCUGUGGAAGGGCUGGAGGCGACCCAAGGAGUUGACAGUGCCACAGUUUAUUUGUGCGGCUCUGAAAUUAGCUCAGACCUUGAGUGAUCAUGUCUGGCACCAACAGCCCCGAGGCGGUGAAGAAGCUGCUGGAGAAUAUGCAGAGCGACUUGCGGGCCUUGUCACUGGAGUGCAAGAAGAAAUUCCCACCUGUCAAGGAGGCUGCUGAAUCAGGAAUAAUAAAAGUUAAAACAAUAGCCGCAAGAAACACGGAAAUUUUGACAGCAUUGAAAGAGAACAGCUCAGAGGUUGUACAGCCUUUCCUAAUGGGUUGUGGAACCAAGGAACCGAAGAUCACUCAGCUAUGUUUGGCUGCCAUUCAGAGACUCAUGUCACAUGAAGUUGUGUCUGAGACUGCUGCUGGGAAUAUAAUUAACAUGCUUUGGCAGCUAAUGGAAAAUAGUCUUGAAGAACUUAAGCUACUUCAAACAGUUCUUGUUCUCUUAACAACCAAUACAGUAGUCCAUGAUGAGGCACUUUCUAAGGCAAUUGUUCUUUGUUUUCGACUACACUUCACAAAAGAUAAUAUUACAAAUAAUACAGCUGCUGCUACCGUGCGACAAGUUGUUACUGUGGUUUUUGAGAGAAUGGUUGCUGAAGAUGAACGAUACAGAGAUAUUAUAGAACAGCCAGUACUGGUGCAAGGAAAUAGUAACAGAAGAUCUGUCAGUACUCUCAAACCUUGUGCUAAAGAUGCAUAUAUGCUUUUCCAGGAUCUUUGUCAAUUGGUUAAUGCUGAUGCCCCUUACUGGCUAGUAGGCAUGACAGAAAUGACUCGGACAUUUGGCCUUGAAUUGCUUGAGUCAGUCCUCAAUGAUUUUCCACAAGUCUUUUUACAGCACCAGGAAUUUAGUUUCCUCCUCAAAGAAAGAGUGUGUCCUCUUGUGAUAAAGCUCUUUUCUCCAAAUAUAAAGUUCAGACAAGGUUCAAGUACUUCAUCUUCCCCAGCACCUGUUGAAAAACCAUAUUUUCCUAUCUGUAUGCGAUUGCUGAGAGUGGUUUCUGUCCUGAUUAAGCAGUUUUAUAGUCUUUUGGUAACUGAAUGUGAAAUAUUUCUGUCACUUUUGGUGAAAUUUCUGGAUGCAGAUAAACCACAGUGGCUACGAGCUGUUGCGGUUGAAUCAAUACACAGAUUAUGUGUGCAGCCUCAGCUGUUAAGGUCAUUUUGUCAGUCCUAUGAUAUGAAACAACAUUCUACCAAGGUUUUUCGUGAUAUUGUGAAUGCACUGGGAUCAUUUAUCCAGUCCUUGUUUCUUGUUCCUCCUACUGGAAAUCCUGCUACAACCAACCAAGCUGGCAACAAUAAUUCAGGUGGCCCAGUCUCAGCUCCAGCUAACUCAGGAAUGGUGGGAAUUGGUGGAGGUGUUACUUUGCUACCAGCAUUUGAAUAUAGAGGAACUUGGAUACCUAUUCUGACGGUAACAGUUCAAGGCAGUGCUAAAGCCACCUACCUAGAGAUGCUGGACAAAGUUGAGCCUCCAACUAUACCAGAAGGUUAUGCCAUGUCUGUGGCAUUCCAUUGUUUGCUAGACCUUGUUCGGGGAAUCACUAGUAUGAUUGAAGGAGAGUUAGGAGAGGUUGAAACAGAAUAUCAGUCUACCUCAGAAGUGGCUUCUUCACCAAUGCAUUCAUCAGAACAGCAAGAUUUACAGUCAACAUCAGACCAAAUGGAUAAGGAAAUAGUUAGUAGAGCUGUUUGGGAAGAAAUGGUGAAUGCUUGCUGGUGUGGUCUUCUUGCUGCACUCUCACUCCUUCUUGAUGCCAGCACAGAUGAAGCUGCCACUGAGAAUAUCUUAAAAGCUGAACUGACUAUGGCUGCUCUUUGUGGAAGACUGGGCCUUGUAACUUCAAGAGAUGCCUUUAUAACUGCAAUAUGCAAAGGUUCCUUGCCUCCGCAUUAUGCCCUUACUGUAUUGAACACCACCACAGCAGCUACACUUUCUAAUAAAUCGUAUUCUAUUCAAGGCCAAAGUGUUAUGAUGAUAAGUCCAUCAAGUGAGUCUCACCAGCAGGUUGUGGCAGUGGGUCAACCUCUAGCAGUCCAGCCUCAAGGGACAGUAAUGCUAACUUCCAAAAAUAUCCAGUGUAUGAGGACUCUGCUUAACUUGGCACACUGUCAUGGAGCUGUUCUUGGAACAUCAUGGCAACUUGUCUUGGCAACUCUUCAGCAUCUUGUAUGGAUUCUGGGAUUAAAGCCUAGUAGUGGUGGUGCCUUGAAACCUGGAAGAGCUGUAGAAGGACCUAGUACAGUUCUAACAACUGCAGUGAUGACAGAUUUACCAGUGAUUUCCAAUAUACUUUCAAGAUUGUUUGAAAGCUCGCAGUAUCUUGAUGAUGUAUCAUUACAUCAUUUAAUAAAUGCACUCUGUUCCUUAUCUCUAGAAGCAAUGGAUAUGGCCUAUGGAAAUAAUAAGGAACCAUCUCUGUUUGCUGUUGCCAAAUUGUUAGAAACCGGUCUAGUUAAUAUGCACCGAAUAGAAAUUUUAUGGAGACCUCUCACUGGUCAUCUACUUGAGGUCUGCCAGCAUCCAAACUCUCGAAUGAGAGAAUGGGGAGCAGAAGCUUUAACUUCACUUAUUAAAGCAGGAUUAACAUUUAACCAUGAGCCUCCACUUUCACAGAACCAGAGACUGCAAUUGCUUUUAUUGAAUCCAUUAAAGGAGAUGUCCAAUAUUAACCAUCCAGAUAUACGACUGAAGCAAUUAGAAUGUGUAUUGCAGAUUCUGCAGAGUCAGGGAGACAGUCUAGGACCUGGUUGGCCAUUGGUUCUUGGAGUCAUGGGAGCAAUCAGAAAUGAUCAAGGAGAAUCCUUGAUACGAACCGCAUUCCAGUGUCUUCAAUUAGUUGUGACAGAUUUUCUACCAACAAUGCCUUGUACUUGCUUACAGAUAGUUGUAGAUGUUGCAGGUAGCUUUGGACUUCAUAACCAAGAACUAAAUAUUAGUUUAACUUCAAUAGGUUUGUUGUGGAAUAUUUCAGAUUAUUUUUUCCAAAGAGGAGAAAUUAUUGAAAAAGAAUUAAAUAAAGAAGAGGCAGCACAGCAAAAGCAGGCAGAAGAGAAAGGAGUGGUUUUAAAUCGGCCGUUCCACCCUGCGCCACCAUUUGAUUGCUUAUGGUUAUGUCUUUAUGCAAAAUUGGGUGAAUUGUGUGUGGACCCCCGUCCUGCUGUCAGAAAGAGUGCAGGGCAGACUCUGUUUUCUACAAUUGGUGCACAUGGAACUUUAUUACAGCAUUCAACCUGGCACACUGUUAUUUGGAAGGUUCUCUUUAAUCUACUGGACCGAGUUCGAGAGUCUUCUACAACUGCAGACAAAGAAAAGAUUGAAUCUGGAGGUGGCAAUAUUCUCAUUCAUCAUUCAAGAGAUACAGCAGAGAAGCAGUGGGCUGAGACAUGGGUAUUAACAUUGGCUGGAGUAGCAAGAAUUUUCAAUACCAGAAGAUAUUUACUGCAACCAUUAGGAGAUUUUUCAAGAGCUUGGGAUGUUCUUCUUGACCAUAUACAGUCAGCAGCACUCAGCAAAAACAAUGAAGUGUCUCUGGCUGCUCUGAAAAGCUUCCAGGAAAUUUUACAGAUUGUGUCCCCUGUCAGAGACUCAGAUAAGCCUGAGACUUCACCUGUAGUUAAUGUACCUGUGCCUGUCCUUAUUGGGCCUAUCUCAGGCCCUGGUUUAAGCCGGCCAUUCAUAAGAACAGAUUCUAUUGGAGAAAGACUUGGAAGAUAUAGUAACUCUGAGCCACCCAUAGUUACUGAUGAGCUUGAAGACUUGAAUCUCUGGUGGGCUGCGUGGAAUACUUGGUAUAGAAUUGGAUCUGAAAGCACUAAGCCUCCUAUUACUUUUGAUAAACUAACUUUUAUUCCCAGCCAACCCUUUCUUACAGCUUUAAUUCAGAUAUUUCCAGCACUUUACCAACACAUAAAAACUGGUUUUAACAUGGAUGACUUGCAAAAGUUGGGAGUCAUAUUACACAGUGCUGUUUCAGUUCCAAUAAGUUCAGAUGCAUCUCCUUUUAUUCUUCCAUCUUAUACUGAAGCAGUUCUGACAAGUUUACAGGAAGCUGUACUUACAGCUUUAGAUGUUCUCCAAAAGGCCAUCUGUGUAGGACCAGAAAACAUGCAGAUAAUGUAUCCAGCUAUAUUUGACCAGUUACUGGCAUUUGUAGAAUUUUCCUGUAAACCUCCACAGUAUGGACAGCUGGAAACAAAGCACAUUGCAAAUGCAAAAUAUAAUCAGAUCCAACUAUUUGCACCGGCGGAAUGGGUAGCCUUGAAUUAUGUACCAUUUGCUGAAAGGUCUUUAGAAGUAGUUGUGGAUUUAUACCAAAAAACAGCCUGUCAUAAAGCAGUGGUGAAUGAGAAGGUUCUACAGAAUAUUAUUAAGGCUCUUAGAGUUCCUCUCAGUUUGAAGUAUUCCUGCCCUUCUGAAAGCACAUGGAAGCUAGCAGUAUCUUCACUCCUCAAAGUUCUUUCUAUUGGGCUACCUGUUGCCCGACAGCAUGCUUCUUCUGGAAAAUUUGACAGUAUGUGGCCAGAACUAGCCAACACUUUUGAAGACUUUCUUUUUACUAAAAGCAUACCUCCAGAUAAUCUCUCUAUUCAAGAGUUUCAAAGAAAUGAAAGUAUUGAUGUUGAGGUAGUUCAGCUUAUUAGCACUGAGAUACUACCUUAUGCCAAUUUUAUUCCUAAGGAAUUUGUUGGUCAGAUAAUGACUAUGCUUAACAAGGGCUCCAUACAUUCUCAGUCUUCUUCAUUUACAGAAGCAGAGAUUGAUAUUCGUUUGAGAGAAGAAUUUUCUAAAAUGUGUUUUGAAACACUGCUCCAGUUUUCCUUCAGUAAUAAAGUCACAACACCUCAAGAAGGCUACAUCUCACGAAUGGCACUCUCAGUGCUUUUAAAAAGGUCUCAGGAUGUACUACAUCGCUAUAUAGAGGAUGAAAGAUUAAGUGGUAAAUGCCCUCUUCCAAGACAACAAGUAACGGAAAUCAUAUUUGUUUUAAAAGCAGUCAGUACUCUCAUUGAUUCACUUAAGAAAACUCAGCCUGAGAAUGUUGAUGGAAAUACCUGGGCACAAGUAAUUGCCUUAUACCCAACUUUAGUAGAAUGCAUCACCUGCUCAUCUUCAGAAGUCUGCUCUGCACUUAAAGAGGCACUGGUACCCUUUAAGGAUUUCAUGCAACCACCAGCAUCCAAAGUUCAAAAUGGAGAAUCUUGACCAGCUACAAUACAUUUGAAGGAAGAAAAAUAUCCUAAAGAUUGUUUGCUUCUGAGUCUUCUGUAAGAAGGACAUUUCUUACUACAAAUGAUUCUUGGCAACUGUUGUUUGCCUCCUUUGAAUUGUAAUUACCUGAAUUCAGUAAUUCAUAUUACAAGCUUACACAUCAACAAAGGCUCAUGAAUGAGUAGCAGUGCAAGCCUUUAAUAAAUUAAACUGAUGGAAGAGAUCAGUUAAUGCUAUAACAUAGCUGCUACCAUAUCUUCAGUUGGUGAUUUAAAAGUGAGCUUAUGUACAGUUUGUGGUGUAUGUGUUAAUGAUGUACUUUUUAAAAAGAAAAGAUAUUUCAAUUCCGUCAGAUUUAUUAGGCUGGUGUUUUUGCACCCUUUUUCAGGUACAAAAUUGUACUAAAAUUUUAUGCAAGAUUGUACUGUAACAUUCCAUAUUAUCUACAACCAGCCUUUGUAAACAAAGGGAACUGAUAUACUUGUGUGUAUAAUAAAUGGUACAGUUCUGUAUAAAAUAGUUGAAUUUAUUGUUUAAAUUUUAAUAAUAUUGAUAAUGUUAAAUGCUUGAAGCUCUAUUAUUAAUUCAAAAUUAUUUACUCACCUUUUUUCUUUAAUUUGCCUUCUUAUGCAGCAAAUAAGUUUACCAUGUAAAUCAUACAGUUAGCUUCUUGUUUAUUUUAUAUGUAUUGUUAGUGACCAUUAGCAUCCAACUAGAAAGGUCAUGUGAACACAGCAGCAAAUAGUCUAUGACCUGCUGAUUUUGCAACUUUGAAAUAUAGGUUAUUAACCUAAUACAUUGAGAUAAUUAUAGCACUAUGACUCCAUCAUACCUCAUUUAUUUAAAUCUCUCUCCAAACUUUCACUUAAGUCUGUCUGUUUUUAUAUUUGCUGUCUUUUAAAGACUUUUCAUAUUUUAUAUUUCUACUGAUUUUUUUCCUGUGACUAACAUUUGUCACUGUCUUUGAAUUAUUACCCAGACAAGAUUUCAGAUUUCCCAAAAUUUUGCCUGGGAGAUUUUGUUCAUUUCAGUGCUUCAUUUUGUAAUGUUUUCAUGAGAAGGAAAAUAACUAUAGUAACCCACAUGUAAAAAAUGUGUGUAUGUAUUUCAAAACAAUGACAAGUGUAUUUUUGGAAAUAGACAAACAUUUAGAAGUAUAGUAAACUUACUGUCUUGGAGUAAAAUGCUAGUUUUUGUUUCACUCUCCUAUCCUAGUGAAGAAGAAAAGUGCUCUUGAGUACAUUAACUUGUUUCUUUAAAAACUGACCUAGCUCACUGUAUUUUUUAUUUAAUGUAUUAUGCUAUUAUAAUAUUUUUCUUCUGAGUUAAAUUUUCAUAAUCACUUAUGUGAAAACAUGAAGAUGUUUAAAACAAAUGAUUAUUCAUAAGAAAUAAUAAUGGUCUUGGUAUUAUUUUAGUGUACUGGAAGGAUUUUUUAUUUUAAUAGAAUUUAUAAAUUUCAGCCCCUCUAGAAUAAUCUUAAAACUGCAAGGAGAUGUUAGAAUUGAGUAAUGAAGGGAAUGCAAUUUGGGGGUCUCUUGUAAUUGUGUAAUUAUUUAAUUUGCACUAUUAUCUGUAAACAUGGUAAGGCCUAGUUUUUGAGGGAAUGUGUUUAUUUAUAUGAAUCAGUGAAUUUCUGUUUUAUUAUUUCACCUGAUAUUAAGGUAAAAUAUGGCUUUUCAUAGAUUUUACUUUCAGCAUUUUCCUUAAAGUUGUGGGGAAAAAAAUUACCCAAACUUAAUUUUCUAUAUUUGAAUAGGUUAAGUUGGGAAUUUAAAAAGUAUGAAUAUCUUGAUAGAGUAUUGAAGUGGAAUAACAAGGGUAGUAUACCAUUUUAGUAACAUGUUAAAAAUAUUGCCAUGAACUUACAUGAAGUAAAAAUGUCUAUUUUUGAGAAAUAACAGAUCAAUUGCACUCAGAAUGAUUGUUCUCUAGUGAAGGUUAAAUAUGAGUCAAGGGUAUACAGCAUACAUUUAUAUAAACUGAAUAGUUUGAGCUAAUACUGUUUAACUUUCAAUACUAGGACCAUGCCCUGCUGUUCAGAACACAUUAAUGUGAUGAAUGUGUUAAUACCGUAAUCAGUGAAAGUCUUAGUGUCAAGCAUGUGAGCUGCCCCCUGGGUAGAAUAAUUGACAGACCUUUUCCCCCAGCAUAUCUCCUAUAGCUCUCCAGGAGUCACUGAUUGCAAUUCAUGCUCUUGAGGCAAGCUUUCCUCUAGACUGUAUUUUUCGAAACUCUCCGGACUCCAGGGAGGUUAACACAUUGACCUGGCCUUAUUAAGUGUGAAUUGGGUUCUUUAGAAGAACUAGGUUGUAUAAAAUUGCUAGAUG
Messenger RNA from Urocitellus parryii (Arctic ground squirrel), 7882 nucleotides. It is a transcript of the gene Mon2, whose product is annotated as MON2 regulator of endosome-to-Golgi trafficking. Lineage: Eukaryota; Metazoa; Chordata; Mammalia; Rodentia; Sciuridae. The record is from RefSeq and is a predicted model, not a curated record.